Messenger RNA from Fundulus heteroclitus (mummichog), 2699 nucleotides. RefSeq names its product nuclear factor 7, ovary. Gene Ontology annotation, molecular function: protein binding; zinc ion binding. The transcript has 7 exons. The coding region runs from base 948 to 2615 and encodes 555 amino acids. The record is from RefSeq and is a predicted model, not a curated record. NCBI's taxonomy places the organism in Eukaryota, Metazoa, Chordata, Actinopteri, Cyprinodontiformes, Fundulidae.
CUGUUUGUCACAUAAUUUCAGUCAUCAGCCACCUGCGGCGCGUCUCCUCCACCUCUGCAAUCGGCCGAGCAACUUUUAAAAGCAACACCGGAGCCUGCUGUUUGGGAACGGAGCCGUUUCUCAGUCAACUGCAGCAGCAAUGAAGAGGAAAAAAGAUAAAGUGAGGGCGUACUCCUCCUGGGGUUGUUUUGUGCUCGUCUGAACCAACCCACCGACAUCCCCACUCUGUCAGGGUGUGGAGGAAGGUGAGGACGGACGCACCUAGCAGCAGAGCCGGGAGCUCCACAGGACAAUAUGCAAAGCGGCUUGAUGCAGUGAUUUCCCCAUGACUCGCCUGGAUCAUCUUGGAGGAGGAAAUCUGCUCCGAUUUCAUCUUACUUUUUUAGAACAAAAGACGGGAAACAAAGAUGCUGGGGAAGGAAAUGAGAUGAAGCAAUAAAAGCAAAUGGAGCAACAGAAGAGAUGAGAAUAAAAGGGAAGAGGUAAUGCCGUGUUUCUCACUGUAUGUGAGGGUGCUGAUGUUUCUAAGUGGAACAUAUGAACUGAAGGUGCAGCGUAGACAUGAAUGUGCGGCAACCAAUCAACUCGCAGCAAUACCCCCGCCCCCCUUCAGCGGUGUUCAUUUUGAAGAUGGAUCUUCUCCCUGGUUGGAGGCGACAGGGUCAUCAGGAGGAUCUGAUCAGCUGAGAAAAACCAUCUUGGAAUUAAAAACAUGAUGGAUGGAUGAAGCUGUGAUCCUGUUUUUCCCUCCAUGUUUGAUGUUAAUACGACUAACGACUUCUUGGGAGGAGCUUCCUCGGUUUAAGACCUAAAACUUAUCUCAGAUGCCGUGCAUGCUUCCAUCACGCCCUAAUGCCUGCCCUGGCUUGGAGUCGUCAUGCGGGAAGAAUAACUAGGCUGCAUUUCUGUGACGUGUAGCCGUGCUGGUUUGGACGCAGAGGAUCGGCAUGUCUGUGGCCAACUACCAGCUGACCGAGGAGCACCUGUGGUGCUGCAUCUGCCUGGACGUGUUCACCAGUCCCGUCACGCUGCCAUGCGGGCACAACUUCUGCAAGAGCUGCAUCCUGGAGCAUCUGAACUCGACCGCUCAGCGGCAGUGCCCCAUGUGCAAGGAGCGGGUGGACAAGAGGCACAAGCUUGGCGUGAACACGUUCAUAUCUGAGCUGGCCGUUCAGUACAGGCAGUCUGCAGGAAGGAAACCAGGAAGCGGCUCACAGCAGCUCGUCGUCACGCCAGGAGUAGCUUCCUGUGCCGCUCCUGUUGGACCUAAACGCCCGUCCUCAAGGUCCUGCCUGCUGUUAGGCGUCACGCUGCUGGCUCUGCUCCUUUUCUUCACAGCUAACUUACAUUUCCACAGAACGCUCAGCGGCAAUGAGAACGCGUCGCUCUUUUCUUUGGCGGAAAGGACGGAGAGCAUCUGCUCCAAGCACCACGAGCCCCUGGAGCUCUACUGCAAGAACGACGAAAUGAGCAUUUGCCAGAGCUGCAGGGCCUCCGGUCACAGCUUCCACCAGGUGGUUCCUGUGAUGGACGAAUAUAAAGAAAAGAGGGCCGAGCUGCAGAAAACGGAGGCCCGGAUCCAGCAGGUGAUCUGGCAGAGACGGCUGAAGAUCCAGGAGCUCAAACACUCCAUGAAGCUCACAGAGGAAGCCGCGCACAGAGAGAUGGCAGACGGCGUUCAGAUUUUCACAUCUCUGAUUCAGACUCUGGAGAAAGCUCAGGCAGAGCUGAUUGGGACGAUUGAGGAGAAGCAGAGGGACAACGACAGGCAGGCCCGGAGUUUCAUCUCUGAGCUGGAGCAGGAGAACUCAAAGCUGAGGAGGAGGCAGGUCCAGCUGGAGCAGCUCUCCCGCUCCAAAGACCCCCUCCUUUUUCUCCUGAGCUUCCCCGCUCUGAACGCCGUCCCAGCCACUAGAGACUGGACCCAGCUGAGGAUCUGCCCGACGAGCUACGAAGGACUGACGAGGACGGCCAUGGUGAGCGCCAUGAAUCAGCUGACCGAGGUCAUCAGAGAAGCCAUGAAGAAGCUGCAGGACGCCGAGACCAAGAACAUCCACCGGUUUGCUGUGGACGUGACCCUGGACCCCGAUACGGCGCAUGCUGCACUCGUCCUGUCCGACGACGGCAAGCGGGUCCACCACGCACACAUCUGGAAGAUCCUCCCCUACCAGUCCAAAAGAUUUGAUCCUGCCAUCAAUGUCCUGGGGAAGCAGGGCUUCUCCUGUGGGAGGUUCCACUACGACGUCCAGGUCAAAGGGAAGACCGCUUGGACUCUUGGAGUUGCCAAAGAAUCGGUCAACAAGAAGGUGGAGCUGAACCUGAACCCAGAAAACGGCUACUGGGCCAUUCGUCUGCAGAACAGAAACGAGUUUGUUGCACUCGCCAGCAGCCCGGUUCCUCUUUCUUUGGGAUAUAAUCCGGAUACGGUGCGCGUGUUUGUGGAUUAUGAAGAGGGCCAGGUAUCGUUUUAUGAUGUUGACGCUGCUGUUCUGCUUUAUUCCUUCACCGGGUGCUCCUUCUCCGAGAAGCUCUAUCCGUUCUUCAGUCCUGGUCCGUACGACGGCGGCAGGAACUCUGCUCCUCUCAUUAUCUCUCCUCUGACUCAGAAUACAUAAAGUUACAGCAUGUAAUUGUAUUUUUGAUUAAAUGGAAAGGUUUGAGUUCUUAAUGUUCUCAGAUGCGUAUAAUAAUAAUGUCAA